CGUUAGCGCCCCCAAGCCGGCCCCGCCACCGGUCCCCAAAGUUCCCAAGCCGCCGUCCAAAUUCUGCCUGCAGUUCCAGGCCGUGCUGAACAAACGCGUGGUGCUGCUCGAGAGAAACGCGGUGGUGACCGGCCUGGUGCUCGCGACGGUUCUGAUGACGACGCUGAACACCAAGAACCCGGACGUGGCCCAGUACACGUCCGUGGACCCCGAGGAUUUCUCCCUGGGCAGGAACUGCGUCGCCUUCCUGAAGGUGGAGCCGGCCGCACCCGCCACCUUCGUCGACGCCUACAGGAGUCAGAUGGCUGGCCUCAGC
Molecule: messenger RNA, 316 nt
Organism: Lymnaea stagnalis (great pond snail)
Lineage: Eukaryota; Metazoa; Mollusca; Gastropoda; Lymnaeidae
Source: the annotation of a GenBank genome assembly